Molecule: messenger RNA, 1524 nt
Organism: Lichtheimia ornata
Lineage: Eukaryota; Fungi; Mucoromycota; Mucoromycetes; Mucorales; Lichtheimiaceae
Exons: 4
Coding region: 1-1524 (507 amino acids)
Biological process (GO): glycogen metabolic process; UDP-alpha-D-glucose metabolic process
Cellular component (GO): cytoplasm
Molecular function (GO): UTP:glucose-1-phosphate uridylyltransferase activity
Source: RefSeq, a predicted model, not a curated record
AUGUCUCCAAGCACGGACGUCGCCAUGACAAAUAACCGUAAUAGCAGCAUGUUGGAUAGACAUCAUCCACACACCCUUUCUACAUUGGAUUUCCAAGGUGCGAGUUAUGCUGCGGCGGCAAAAUCGGUCAAAUCUGAGCUGGACCAGUUAAAGACCGAAUCCAAGGACAAGAUGUUCCAAAGCCAAAUGGAUGCAUUUUAUCUCUUGUUUACACGAUUUCUUGAUGAACGUGCCAAGAGAUGCAAGCUUGAUUGGGACAAGAUUCAAUCACCCUCACCCGAGCAAAUUGUGCGCUACCAGGAUAUUCCAGAAUGUAAAGCAUCCCAAGAUCUUCAAAAGCUUGCCGUGUUAAAACUCAAUGGUGGCCUUGGAACAACCAUGGGAUGUGUGGGUCCCAAAUCGGCCAUUGAAGUGCGUGACGGCAUGAGUUUUCUUGAUCUAUCGGUGCGCCAAGUCGAGUAUCUUAACAAGACCUAUGGUGCCGAUGUCCCAUUUAUCUUGAUGAAUUCGUUCAACACCGAUGAAGAAACCAAGCGCAUUGUGAAAAAGUACGAGCGUCAUAGUGUUACUUUGCGUACAUUCAACCAAAGCAAGUACCCACGCAUCAAAAAGGAGUCAUUUUUGCCAGUGCCUCGUUCACCCGAUUCACCCAUUGAUGAAUGGUACCCUCCUGGACAUGGUGAUUUGUAUGAAAGCUUGUAUCAAUCAGGUGUCCUUGAUGAAUUGCUUGCCUCUGGUAAAGAGUACCUCUUUGUAUCGAAUGUGGAUAAUCUUGGUGCAACGGUGGAUUUGAACAUUUUGCAUUACAUGGUGGAAGAAGACACGGACUUUAUUAUGGAGGUGACUGAUAAGACAAGGGCUGAUAUUAAGGGUGGUACGUUGAUUGAUUACGAUGGCAAGAUUCGUCUUCUUGAGAUUGCUCAAGUACCCGAUGAGCACGUGGAGGAUUUCAAGUCCAUCAAGAAAUUCAACAUCUUCAACACCAACAACAUUUGGAUCAACCUACGUGCUUUAAAGCGAUUGAUGGAUCAAGAUAAUAUGGAUCUCGAGAUCAUUGUCAACAACAAAACAACCGAUAGUGGCCAAAAGGUGAUCCAAUUGGAGACAGCAGUAGGUGCAGCUAUCAAGCACUUUGGUAAUGCACGUGGUGUCAAUGUGCCUCGAUCCCGUUUCUUGCCUGUCAAAUCCACCUCGGAUCUCUUCCUCGUCACCUCCGAUUUGUAUAAGCUUGUCCAUGGCCAGCUCACGAUGAAUCCUCAGCGUAUGUUCCAUACCGUGCCACUCGUCAAGCUUGGUGAUGAAUUCAAAAAGGUCAACAACUUUUUGUCCCGGCUCAAGACCAUCCCCCACAUUCUUGAAUUAGAUCAUCUCACUGUCACUGGCGAUGUUGUCUUUGGUUCCAAUGUCACACUUAAAGGGACCGUUAUUAUUGUCGCUAAUCAUGGUGAGCACAUCGAUAUUCCAUCUGGUGCCGUUCUCGAGAAUAAGAUCGUCACAGGCUGUCUUAGAAUCCUUGAUCACUAG